CGAUAAAUCGCCUGCUGGUUGAGCGUAUUUUAUCGCCAGAGUGUUAUGUUUUUACUACGUCGCGGAAGGAUCUAAUUUUCUCAAGCGAGGGUCGACACAUCCGCCCAGUUUUCCGAUGUUUCAUUCCCCCCGAGUUGAAAAUGGAGUUCGAUUAAAGCAGAUGUCCACCAACUUCAAGGAGAUUUCAAGCCUAGAUGCUUUUACUUUACGCGUCAGGGUUAAUAUCGAAAACAGUAGAGGCUUUUUUUUUGGCUUUGGAUGCCUUUACUGCAAAUUACUCGGACACGUUGACGCUCCACAGCGCUUUUUCAAGUGUUGUGCAGGACCUGAAGUUGGCGAAUGGAUGCUCGACAGCCAGCCAUAAAUAACCUGCAAAACGCUACAGUCUACAAGCGCUACAUUGUUUGAGGAUCUAUUCACAUUUUUUUGUUGCAAAGCGGGGGAUCUGUGUUUGUUGAAGAAGAUGAUGCCGAUGGCCCAUUUGUUGUGGUCGGAUUUUACUUCCAGGGAGGAUAAAAUGAAUCAACGAUUGUCGAUUUAACGUUAGUUCCAGGCAGCGAGGCUUUUCUUCACAGGGACGCUUAGUUAGGCAUGCCCCAUUAUACACCAUUUACUUACUAUUCAGAAUAGGGGUAAUUUCUAUAUGUGAAGGAAAAUGGUGAUAUUUGUGGUAUUUUAUCCCGCCGUCACUGCGUCGUCGAUGCUAUUACUAGGAUUUGGAUCCCCGUGAGGAAAAAAAUGAGUGAAGAUUCAACAAAUCCAAACAACGAUGACAGUUAUGCGCGUGUGAGAGCAGUGGUCAUGACUCGGGAUGACUCCAGCGGUGGGUGGCUUCCCCUGGGGGGCGGAGGCCUUAGCUGUGUCACCGUCUAUAAGGUCAGCCGGGCGGAGGACAGCGGCAGCGUCCACAGUGGAGGCAGCGGAGGAAGCAGCAGCAACCUCAGCCCGUGUAGCUCCAGUCCCAGUCCUAGUCCUAGUCCCAGUCCCAGCCCCACCGCCGUGGAGUUUCACAUCAAGGGCGAGAGGCUCAGAGACAAACUGGUGGUGCUGGAGUGUGUCCUGCAGAAAGACCUAGUAUACAACAAGGUCAACCCCAUAUUCCACCACUGGAGGAUCAACGACAAGAAGUUCGGCCUGACCUUCCAGAGCCCCGCUGACGCCCGCGCCUUCGACCGGGGCAUCCGCCGGGCCAUCGAGGACAUCAACCAAGGUUGUCGGCAGUUUGGGGAAGGCGAUACUCCAGAGGAUGGACUACCGGUGUGUGACGAGCCUCCCUCCAUCUGUACCCCAAUGAAAGAGCCCUUCUCUCCCUUGAACAACGUCGUCUCCAACGAGCCAUUCAGGGGCUGCUACGUCCGCGCCCAACCGUUCGACGAGUUCCCCUCCAGCACCCGCCGUUACCUGCCUCCACAGGUCUCCUUUAAGUCGACUCGUCAUGUCAGCUUUAGCAUGGACGAAGAGGAGAUCGUUCGCAUCAACCCACGCAAAGACGUGCUCAUCCGCGGCUACGAGGACUACCGCCACCCUGUCAUGUGGAAACAGGAGGCCAACCGCGAGGACCUGGACUUCCCCUCCUCCUUCCACAAACUGGACAGUAAGAAGUGCGAGUACCUCUUCCCCGACGGCCCCGGUGGGGACUCCCACUCUGGCCCCGGGAUGGGCAUUGGGACAGGUAUGGGGCUGGGGCUGGGCAAGGACACGGCCAUCAAGACUCAGCCCUCGCCCCUGCUCAAGUCCAAGAAGGGCCGGCGGCGGCGAGAGGACGGCGAGCGCUCGCGCUGCAUCUACUGUCGGGAGAUGUUCAACCACGAGGACAACUGGCGGGGGCAGUGCCAGGACGCCCCCGACCCCAUCAAGCAGUGCAUCUACAAAGUCAGCUGCAUGCUGUGCGCCGAGAGCAUGCUGUACCACUGCAUGUCCGACUCCGAGGGCGACUUCUCGGACCCCUGCUCAUGUGACACAUCUGACGAGCAGUUCUGCCUGCGCUGGCUGGCCCUGGUGGCGCUCUCCUUCAUCGCGCCCUGCAUGUGCUGCUACCUGCCCCUGCGCGCCUGCCACCACUGUGGCGAGGCCUGCCGCUGCUGUGGGGGCAAGCACAAGGCCGCGGGGUGACCUGAGGACGGACUCUGGGACACCCUCAAAGCUAGCUAACACAGGAAGUGGAUAAAAGCGGAAAAUUAAAAAGCCGGCAUCCUUUUUUCAUUCCCCUCUCAGACGGGGUGAUAUGUUGUUGAUCCCCAGCUCUGAGGGCUUUUGGAGAUUUCAGUUUGUGUUUGUCGCCGACAAGCAGCAGUGGAGGACAAACCAUAUGCUUUGUGGGAGCUCUGAGCAUCAAGCUAAGUUCAGGAGCUUAAUCUGAGGAGGAGAGGAGGAGGCAGCGUCAAGAUUAAUAGACUUGGAGAUGUUACUAAACACACCUGUACACACACACACAAACACACACCUCUCUAUCUCUCACAUUCACACUCAUGCAUUGACGAAAAACCAGGCCACAAAUGUCAGAACUCUACUACAAGAAAUGUGUAACUUUAUGAAGGAAAAUUGUCUUUUGUACAGAGAGCGACAACUUAAUGACAAAAAAAGAAAACAAAACUAUUCUGCGUUCAGAAAAAAUACUUGCUGUUUGAGUAUGCUAAAAGGGAUAUGUUCUUGCUUUUUUGUGAAUUUACAGUUGGGUAACAGUGGCCUUUCCUUCAUGGCUUAAGCAUUUGCUGACAAUGUAAUUACUAGACAGAGAAAAGUGCACUAGAAAUGGUAUUUCCCCCCCUCCCCUCCCCUCCCCCCCUGAGUAAAGGUAACCCUCUCAAAUUCUCGUGGUACAUUAACCACCAUAUGUAGUGUAAUUUUAACAUUUGAGAGAUGUUGAUGUGGUGGAUGUUUGGCCAAUUCCUUGUUUUCUUUUCCAUCGAAUGUUGAGAAAAAUCAAAAGGUAACAGCUUGUUUUUGAAGGUGAAGCUUUGGACAUUCAUUAAGAAGAUGUUUCAAUGAUUACCUUGCUUUCCCGAGGUGAUCCAGACCAUUUGAUUGCAUUCCAAAAUAAAGGGAUCGAUUCCACGAUUAGAAGGGAAAAAAAUGGUAACGACUUUACCAUGCAGAGUUCCCCAAAAAUAGUUUCUUUUCCACAUCAUGAAAAUAGCAUUAGAACCUCUUGAACCAUUUAAAUUGAAACCAAUACAUGGCAAUUUCAUUUACUCCAGUGGAUUUUUAGUCCAGUUAUUUUUUACUGCUGUAGUGAAAUUGGUGUUUUUGUUUCUUAUUUGUUAUUUUCCUGCUCAUUUUAUAAUUAUUUUUGAAGCAAAGGCUGAAAAUGUUGCUCAACCAGCAAGUUUUGUUUCGGUGAAUGAAAGGGGUUACGGUGCUCCUUGGUUAAAUGACGAGGCACUUAAAUUAGGUUUGUUCUUUUAUUGAGAAUCCACCAGAUUUUUAAAAUUAGUCUGUACAUAAAUGUGACUAAUGUAAUAUUCAGUUUUGGCAUGUGGGGGAAACCCUCCUGAAAGCACUGCUCUCCAAGCUUUGGUUGCAGCACCCUCUCCAAAUUUUCAUGUUUGUCCCAUGAAUCAGUUUUGUUUCCCUUUUUGUUUUAUUUUCCUGUCAUAUCCUGUGUAAAUGUAGUAAUUCUUUGUUCCUCAGAAGUCCACUCCUCCUUCCGUAUGUCUUCAUUUAACAGGCCCUGGAUGAAUGAAUGCAUUGUUUCAGGAAUGCUGAGUAUCUUAGCUAUUUAAAAACAUACAGGUGUUAUGUAUGUGUGUGUAUGUGUGCGUGUGUGUGUGUGUGUGUGUGUGUGUGUGCAUAGGUCUUCAUAUGCACUGUUGAGUUGGUGUUAUGUAACGUCACCACUGACUAUUAAUUAAGGCUUUGACUUGGAACAGCGUCCUGUUUCCCGAAGCAUCUUUGACUUCAGAACAAAGAGAUGAUGAGGAAUAGUUUGACGUUUUGGGAAGUUUGCUUUCUUUGGGAAUGUUUGAGGAGAAAAUUGAUUAUUUCCAAUGUCAGCAUAAAAACUGGACCGGGGGAAAGGGCGAGCUUGGUUUUGUCCAAAUAAACACAAUCUGCCUCCAGCACUUGUAAAGUUCACUAAUAACAUAUGUACAUGUACGUACAUAUGUAGGCCUGUCAUAAUAACUCCUGUUGUUUGAGGAUAUAUUAUCCAAAAAUUUAAAAUAAAUGAUUCUAUUGUUAUUUUCAGGCCAUUUCAUGCCACUGAUUUAAUGUUAAUAUAAUAGCAUAAUAAUGCAAGUAAACCUUUUUUUUUUACAUUUAACAUAAUGCAUUUAUUGAACUCAAAAAAUGUCUUUAACAGUGGAUUUUGUUUUAUAUAAAACAUAAUUCAACUGAAAAAAUACAAUUGAAAAAAAAUACACAUUAAAAACAUUUUGUAUAAUUAUAUAUAUAUAUAUAUUAAAAAUAUACAAAUACAUUUUUUUCCUAAUAAUUCUCACAAACUGAAACUGAAAUAAUGCUCAACAGUCUUAUAAUAAUAAUAAUAAUAAUAAUAAUAAUAGGGGAAACCCUGCUGUUUAUUCUCACAUUUAAACACCCAUGUAAACACAAGGGGCGAUCAGUAAAAAAAUCAUGCCAUUAUUUUAGUUUGAGUAAAUUACUCAAUUAUUGUCACAGGCCUACAUACAUGUUGUUGUUUUUUAACAGAUGAAAUAAGAUAAAAUAAUGUUAAUUAAUGAGCUUUAGCGCUUUUAGUAAGAACAUUUUGUCAUCUUUGGCUAGCAGGCUAGCUGUUUCCCCCUGUUUACAGUCUUUAUGCUAAGCUAAGCUAACGGGUUAGCUACUAUAUAGUCUCCUCUUACUCUCAACAAGAAAGCAAAUAAGCAGAAUUCCCAAAAUGUCACACUACUCCUUUAAGAUCCUUUGGGAAACGGGAAGUCUAGUUGUGUUUGAAUCCCGUUUCCCACCUAAAAGAGUAAAACAUGAUUUAAAUUGUCUUACUCACAAAACCAUUGACUCCAACUAGUGUGAACAACAAACUCCCAGCAGUAAUAAAACAGUUCAGUUUGGACGUCUGGCUGCAAUAACUGAUAAAAAAAAAAAGAUCCCUUACUAAAGCAUGGAAUUAAUAGUGAAUCAGCUCAGUAUUUAACAGCAGAUCUGCUCCAACGUCCGCGUGCUGUUGCUAAAAGAUAUGCAUCUCCUCUCACCUCCUGUCACUCCUGCUUCAAAAUAAUAUAGUGGCGCCUCGGUCUCGACGAGACUGGCUUACAGGAGAAACGUUUAUUUUCCUAAUUCCAGCCCGACCAACGCUCCCUUUACUUUCUAUGCAAACUUUCUAACGUGGGAAACACAUUGACCUCUCUGCAGACUGAGUCAGUGACGGGAUAGGACACUUUAACGCUAUCUAGGUAGACGACCGACCCCUGGUACCAAACUCCAAACAACCUGUAAAUACUUAACACUAUAUUUAAGUUCUGAUAAUAAUCCCAGCUUUUUUUGUCUUUGAAAGUUUAAAGAUAGAGCUGUAUUUAUCGUUGCUGUCAGCAUAUACUGUAGCUUCAAUUGACAGCAUUAUGUACAUAGGUCACCUUUUAGUAUUAUUUCACAUUGAAAAGUAGAGGGCGUUUGUGAUGGAAAUGACUAUUGAGCUUCUAAUAGAGUUUCUCUCUAGUUUUGUACGGUAGAAGAAGGAUAGUGCUAACACGGUACAGUAGUGGCAGUCCACUUGUUUCAAAAGUUUGAUAUAUAAAUAUAUAUAUACAUACAUACAUAUAAAGCUGCUAGAUACAAUCACUAAUUUUAUUGUGUUGACAGAGAAAAUCAGCUAUGAACGACUGUUAAACCCUAAUUCUCCAACAGCAUAUAACCAUGACAGUGAGUUUUUAAAUGUUUGAUUGCUCUGUGUGUGAUGACACUUGUGCAUGUGUGUGUGUGUGGGCGCGCGGGUGUUACUAUAUACGUGCAUUGUUGUCGCGCCCACGAGUGUGUUGUGCGCGCGCAUGUGUGUGUGUGUAUGUACAUUGCAAAAAAAGGGGUGUCUAAAAACAAGAUAAAAACACUAAAUCUGAGGGAAAUUAUUAGAGCUGCAUAAUCGAAUAAUUGGUUUGAGCAGUUUUUUUAAAGACAAAAAGUCCAAAUUCUCUGAUUUCAGCUUCUUCAAUGUGAAUAUUUCUGGUUUCUUUGUUCCUUUAUGACAAUGAACUGAAUAUCUCUUUGGUUUGUUGACAAAACAAGCGAUUUGAUGAUGUCAUCUUGUGGUUUGGGAAAUACUGAUUGAUAUUUUUCAACAUUUUAUUGACCAAACAACUAAUCGAUUAAUAAUUUAAAUAAUCAAUAAUGAAGAUAAUCUUUAGUUGCAGCCCUAGAAAUGGUCUUGCUGCAUAGACAAAUAAUUUCACUAGAAAUAAGCAUGUUGAACACUUAAAAUAAGAAAUCAACUCUUUAAACAAGAUAAAUUACCUAACACUUCUAAAUCUAAAUUUUUUUUUAUCUUGGUGAGAAACAAAUAAUUGUCAGGUCACUCUGUCCGGGCCAGUUCAUCGCUGCUUGCAGCUUUAAUUUAUCUUGUUUUAAGAGUUAAUUUCUAAUUUUUUAAGCGUCCAAUAUGCUUAUUUCUAGAUUUAAUCAUCUUAAUUUAUCCAAUCCAAACAACCUUAUUUGUAUAGCACAUUUAAACAACAAAAAACAUCUCCAAAGUGCUGUACAUAGAAUAAUAAAACCAAUAAAACAAACAUUUCCUUAGAACAAUAAGCAAUAAAUAAUCAAAUAAGUGCACAAAUCUAAAAUAAUGCUAUAAAUAAAACAAUAAAAAAACAGAUAAACAUAAUAAGAUAAAUAAAAGACAUAGUAGAAUAAAUAAAAGACACAGAGGACCACAAAACUCACGAAAAAGUUAAAAAGCCAGGGAAUAAAAAUGCGUCUCAAUAGAAUUCCCCUCAGAUUUAGUGUUUUUAUCUUGUUUUUAAACACCUAUUUUUCAGUGUAUGUGUGUUAGUUUUCCAGCGUGCUGGCUGUGGUGUGUGUGUGCCUGCGUGCGGGGUUGGUGUGUAACCAAAUGUUUGGUUGCUUGUCAUAUUCUCCCAUUGUAAUUGGAUUGCCCUGCAUUAUCGCAAGCUGAACCAAGGUUUGAUGAACCUGAUUAAAACUUGCUGGCUGAGAAGCAAAAAUGUAGGACGUGCAUUUAUACAAAGUGUAGAGAAUGCUGAAAUAACACUUCUCAUUCUGCAUUAACCAGCACAGUGCAACUUCCUGUCAUGUACUGUAUUAUAUAUGCAACAUGUGUCUGUCUGCUUUAAUAUAUAUAUUUUUUUGACCUGCAUUAUAUAAGACUUCAGUUUAACCACUUUGCUGCUAGUCUUUUAUCCUCUUUCAAUCUUGGAAAUUGUGCAUAUCUUUGGGAAUGCAUACAAGUGUACAUUCUUGACAUUGUGUAGAUUUAAAAAAAAGAAGAAAAAAGCUAUAUAAACCUGUUUCUCUUCAGUGUAUUGUUUUAAAAAGGUUACUUUUCACAGCAGUUGAGUGGUUAUGUUUCAAUUCUCCGAUGCUUUGGUGCACUGAUGAUACUAUAUGUAAGCUUUUUUUCAUCUUACAGCGCUUGAUGUAACAUUUAUGUGAUUAGUUCUAAAUAGUGGAAGACAUUUGUGUUUUGAAACUUGCAGUAUAAAUGGUACUACUCUUAACUAUUCUGUAAACACUGCCUGUUUUCUUUCUUUUUUUCUCUUUCUUUCACUCUCUCUCUCUCUCUUUGUGCAUAUUUCUUUCCUGUGCAUCUAUUUUUUCCCCUCAAAGUUUCUUAGUGCCAUCGGCUUUCACAUCCUGACAACCUCAAAAAAGUGCCUCACGUCCAUCCUAGUUUCCAUUUUAUAAUUUAACAUCUCUCGUUCUGGUUCUAUUGGUUUCUACACGUCUAGGUAUUUCUUAUCAUGGUUCGAGAAUACCAAGUAUAUGAUGUAAAAUUUAUAGUCCCAAUAACUCAUGUCAUAGUUGUAUUUUCUUUAUACAGAUGUAGCUCGUUACUUUUCAUAAAUAUAUAAUGUAAAUAUGCAUACAUAUGUUUGUAACUGUUUUUAUGUUACAUCAUACACUUGUAAUUUGACAUAUCAAAUAACAUUAUCAUAAUAAAAUGGUGAGUUUUAA
This is a messenger RNA of Centropristis striata (black sea bass), 8079 nucleotides long. RefSeq names its product sprouty related EVH1 domain containing 1 (gene spred1). Gene Ontology annotation, molecular function: protein kinase binding. The record is from RefSeq and is a predicted model, not a curated record. The transcript has 6 exons. Gene Ontology annotation, cellular component: membrane. The coding region runs from base 739 to 2112 and encodes 457 amino acids. NCBI's taxonomy places the organism in Eukaryota, Metazoa, Chordata, Actinopteri, Perciformes, Serranidae. Gene Ontology annotation, biological process: negative regulation of MAPK cascade; multicellular organism development.